Rotaria sp. Silwood1 is the source of this 1200-nucleotide messenger RNA. The record is from the annotation of a GenBank genome assembly. Lineage: Eukaryota; Metazoa; Rotifera; Eurotatoria; Philodinida; Philodinidae.
AUGCAGGAAAUUGGUUCAUGGUAUUUUAAAUGUAUUUGCUGUCGAUGUUCACCUGUGUGUUUACUUCUAUCUCCAAUUGCUCUUCUUCUUCUUGGCACGGUCAUUGCUGCAAUACUUGUCGGCUUGACCUCAACACCUAAAUCAACAAGAACUUCAACAAUUACAACAGCAUCCACAUCAACAACAGCAACAGCACUAUGGUCGAACACUGGUAGUAUGAAUUAUGCUCGAUAUAGACACACAGCAUCUAUAUUAAUAAAUGGAAAAGUGUUAGUUACUGGUGGAUCGAACGCUGGUGUUUAUUUGAAUAGUGCUGAGUUAUAUGAUUCUUCAACAGGCAUGUGGGCAAUCACUGGUAGUAUGAAUGAUACCCGAGACAGUCAUCCAGCAACCGUAUUAACAAAUGGAAAAGUGUUAGUGAGUGGUGGAUAUAAAGGUAUUACUAGUUUGAAUAGUGCUGAAUUAUAUGAUCCAUCAACAGGAAUGUGGACAAUCACAGGUAGUAUGAAUUAUAGUCGAUAUUUUCAUACAGCAUCGGUUUUAACAAAUGGAAAAGUAUUAGUUGCUGCUGGAUUUAAUAGUGGUGGUUAUUUGAAUAGUGCUGAAUUAUAUGAUCCAUCAACAGGGAUGUGGGCAAUCACUGGUAACAUGAAUAAUGCACGAUAUUUGCAUUCAACAUCCAUAUUAACAAAUGGAAAAGUAUUAGUUACUGGUGGAUCCAGUAGUGGUGGUGGUUUGAAAAGUGCUGAGUUAUAUGAUCCAUCAACAGGAAUGUGGACAUUCACUGGUAACAUGAGUAACGCACGAUAUUUUCAUACAGCAUCCAUAUUAACAAAUGGAAACGUACUAGUGACUGGCGGAUCUAAUGGUAGUAGUAUUUUAAAUAGUGCUGAGUUAUAUGAUCCUUCAACAGGGAUGUGGACAGUUACUGGUAACAUGAAUAAUGUACGAUAUUUCCAUACAGCAUCCAUAUUAACAAAUGGAAAAGUGUUAGUAGCUGGCGGAUAUAUUGGUGGUGGUAUUAGUUUGACUAGUGCUGAGUUAUAUGAUCCUUCAACAGGGUUGUGGACAAUCACUGCUAAUAUGAAUUAUUCUCGAUAUAAUCACCCAGCAUGCGUAUUAACAAAUGGACAAGUGUUAGUUGCUGGUGGAGUUGGUAAUGGUGUAUAUCUAAGUAGAUCAGAGCUAUACAAACCAUAA